AUGCCCCCUCGCUACCACUCUUCCCGUCAUGUCUGUGGCUGUUAUGUAUACCAUUCUGAGACAUCUGAGCGGACUUACCUUCCUCAGGUAAAACUUGAUGCUCAUACAACGAUACUUUCAACGGCCGCCCGCACCGUGCUGACGCAGACAUUCGUCAACCGUUCGAGAGAGGCAUUGAAUGAGAUCCGAUAUGCGUUCCCGCUAUUCGAUGGUGUGAGUGUCGUUGAGUUCUUCUGCCAGAUCGGCGAGCGCACCAUCUACGGUCUGGUGAAAGAGAAGAACGAAGCCAGGAAGACCUACGAGGAGGCCAAGGAGCGUGGCGAAAGCGCAGCGCUACUUGAGCAACUGCCUGACGCGGCGGAUGUUUUCACAACUUCUAUCAGCAAUAUUCCAAACGGCGCAUCCGUACAAGUAUCCGUCAAGUACGUGCAGGAAUUGAAGCACGAUGCUGAAGUCGAUGGUAUUCGUCUCACCAUCCCCUCGUCAAUCUCGCCCCGUUACGGAUACUACCCAGGAAAGCUUCAAGAAACCUCAGCAGAGAUUGAUUCCAAAGGAAUCUCUAUAACAGUGGAUGUGAACAUGGCGCAAGGGAUUCCUAUCAAGAAAGUCAUUUCCCCAUCACAUCCCAUUGAAGUCACCCUCGGAUCGUUAUCAACCAGUGCCAGCGACGAAGAUGCUUCAAUUUCGAGAGGCUCUGCCACACUCGCCUUGGGCACCACUGAACUAGAAAAGGACUUUGUCUUGCAGGUGGUUGCGAAAGACAUCGGUAUACCUCAGGCGAUCCUCGAAACACACCCGACUCUCACCAAUCAGCGCGCAUUGAUGACGACAUUGGUGCCCAAAUUUAACAUCAAGUCGCAAAAGCCCGAAGUUGUGUUCAUUGCAGAUCGUUCCGGUAGCAUGGAAGGCCAUAUUCCCACUUUGAAGUCGGCGCUCAAAGUGUUCUUGAAGUCGAUUCCCAUCGGCUGUUCAUUCAACAUCUGCUCAUUUGGAAGCAGUCAUUCGUUUCUUUGGCCGGAGAGCCGGAUGUAUGACCAGGAUACACUUACUGAGGCUAUCCGACACGUCGAAACGUUUAGGGCAGAUUUUGGCGGUACAGAGACUCUCGCUGCGGUCAAGGCCUGUUUUGAAGCUCGCAAUACUGGACUUCAAACCGAGCUCAUGCUGCUCACCGACGGCGAUAUAUGGUCCCAAGAACAGUUGUUCAACUACGUGUCCGAGAACACGAAAAGUGGCGACGUCCGUGUAUUCCCUAUUGGAAUCGGUAGUGGCGUCUCUAGUGCGCUGAUCGAAGGCGUUGCGAGGGCAGGGAGAGGUUUCGCUCAGAUGGUUGCCGACAGUGAAAAGCUCGACAGCAAGAUCGUCCGGAUGCUCAAGGGUGCACUCACGCCUCAUAUCAAAGACUACCGUCUCGAAGUCAAAUACGAAGACGGCAGCGUUGAAUCCGUCGCUGACAGCCUCCGUGUGAAACUCAGUAUUGCAGAGGAACCAGAAAGCAAAGCUACUGUCCCCGAGACGAAGCCUAUCUCGCUUUACGACCCUGACGUCCAAGAAGAGCAUCCCAAGGACGGUGAGCCAAAGAACAUCUUCGCAGGUCUACCGGAACUCAAGCGCCCGACCCUUUUGCAAACACCUCAUGAGAUACCAUCAUUAUUCCCGUUUAACCGUACUUGUGUCUACCUCAUCAUGUCUCCAGAGUCAUCGCACCUGCAGCCGAAGAGCGUGGUACUCAGAGGUACCUCACCUCAAGGCCCACUAGAGCUCGAGAUUCCGGUCGAAGUGCGGAAGGACGCCGACCAGAUGAUUCAUCAGUUGGCGGCGCGCAAAGCAACACAAGAACUUGAAGAAGGCCACGGUUGGCUGUCUGAGGCUACUGUUGACGAUGCAGGCGUACUGGUCAAAGACAAACAUCGCACCCAGUUCCCUCUGCUCCAGCGACGUGAGGCUGUCCGUCUCGGAGUUGAGUAUCAGGUUGGCGGCAAACACUGCUCGUUCGUAGCCGUAGAAGCCAACGAGGCGGAGAUUGCGGAGAAGCGGAAGAAAGUACUAGAAGCGAUGCUGAAUCGUGAUGACAAGGAAAUUGACAACGACUGGGAGGUAUUAGAAGACGCAUCAGACUCGUCAGACGAUGAGCCAGUACAGGGAGGCGCGAAGCAGUUAGCCUCUAUCCAAGCAUACUCCAUGCCCGUCUCUGCGAGUGCAAGUGCACGAACCGGUAGGGUUCGUCGGCAGCUCGCCGGUAAGGCAGCCCCUUCGUCGGGUGGUUUCACGGCAUACGGCGGGUCUCCUUUUGGUGCCCCAGAAGAGUUUAGUGCAUGCUCUUCUGCAAGCCAAAGCAGCACUGGGCUUUUUGGCGUAGCCUCUCGUGGUGGAAGAGGUUUGGGUCGAGGCGGUGCAAUGCGUCACCGAAAAGUUGCACCUCAAGCUACUAACGACUGUCAUGAUUUGAGUCUGGGCAUGGAAGAGAAGGAAGAGUCAGAUGAAGACAUGGGUUUUGCCCUUAUGGACAGUCCUGUGUCUCCCCAAAGUCCAGCCUACUCGCCAACGUCGCCGUCCUCACCCAACAGCAAAAGGCAAAAAACUGAAGAAGAAACUGGCACCCUUCUUCAACGCCUCAUCGCGCGUCAGUCUUUCGAAGGCUCGUGGGCAGCUAUCGACAAGCUUCCCUGCGACGAGAUGAAGCUUGAUCGCGAUGCUGCUAGCAAAGCGAUCGCCAAGCUCACUGAGACGAAUGCUGACAAGGUCUUGGCUACUGCGACCGUAGUUAUGUUCUUAGAGAAAAAGAUGCAGGAUGAAGAAGAAACUUGGGAGUUGGUUGUUGAGAAAGCGCGCGCCUGGCUUGAGAAUGAAUUGGCGGAGGAUGUUCUCGCCCAGGUAUGGCAGUUCGCAGAAAGCAUCGUUGGGAAAAACUGA
This is a messenger RNA of Alternaria arborescens, 2913 nucleotides long. RefSeq lists its product as hypothetical. The record is from RefSeq and is a predicted model, not a curated record. The transcript has 6 exons. The coding region runs from base 1 to 2913 and encodes 970 amino acids. Lineage: Eukaryota; Fungi; Ascomycota; Dothideomycetes; Pleosporales; Pleosporaceae.